AUGCGUGGUAAAGCUGAAGCCGAGCUGAACGAGCGGGAUGAGCCAGGACCUCGACAGGGAGAAGGUCCAGGCUUAUUUCCCCGACAAGGGUAUAGUAAUCCGAGUCACCAAGUAAAGGAGAAUAUGCCAACCGGCCGGAGUCGGAACCGGUGCACUAGCGGGUGGGAGUCAGAAUAUAUGAACAGGACCAAGCUCUCGUUAGGGUGGGAGUGA
Plasmodium inui San Antonio 1 is the source of this 213-nucleotide messenger RNA. RefSeq lists its product as hypothetical. The record is from RefSeq and is a predicted model, not a curated record. The transcript has a single exon. Lineage: Eukaryota; Apicomplexa; Aconoidasida; Haemosporida; Plasmodiidae. Bases 1 to 213 code for a protein of 70 amino acids.